AUGGCGAGUCCUUUCUCGAACCUGCGCUUACCCACGCUGUCUCCGGGCAUGGAUCCUUCCGGUGAAAUGCCUCCAGCGCUUUCACGUCGAAACUCCGAGCUACCGCCGGGCAAACGCCAGUCACCGCUGAAGUUGUCCAUUCCCAGCCCGCGGGCAUCCUUUUCCGUUGGCUCACCUUCGCUGACUGAAGGAUCCAGGCAGGCAGCAACGGCACCAGUCGUCGGAGGACAGAUGCCAUCGUUUCCACACUCCGGCAGUCCCCGGUUGGACGAGUUCCAUCAUACGGCUUUCUCGGACUUUCCGGACUCACCGAUGCUUCAGAUCAGUCCUGAGCACUCGCCGAUCAUGAUGAGUCAGCUGAUGGAAGCGACGAGUCCCGGGACCGCUUCUAGCCAGGGUAGCUCCAGCGCGGGUUCAUCGAUUUCACGCCUGAUGCGCUUCAGCCCGAGUUUGCAUCAUCACACCGGCAGCAUCUCACCUUUUCCGGCGGAGAUGUCUGAUAUAGCCGAUACCGGUUCGCCCACGCCUCGUCACAUCUUAUUCGGGAACUCAAAUGGGCCACUAGCAUCCGGCACAUCCGGAUCCCUGGCAAGCGCAACGUCCACCAGCUCGAUGACUACAUCCCAGGAGCUACUGAACAGCAGCAGGAGCAGCAGCAAAAGCUCCAAGCUGUCGUCGUCCACGUCCUCCUCCAGCACGACGACGAAGCAUGUGGAAAAGAGUUCCUCCUCCACGCAACGCAUGUCGUCUCUAACGUCCUCCUCCAGCAGCACAACGUCGGCCGCGGCGGUCAAGCAGGGCCUAGGCGAGAUGCAGAACUCGAUCGCGGAAAUGAAAAACAUGAUGGACCACAGCAGCUCUUCCUCGUCACAAAACACGUCCACCACGACGUCAACAUCCUCGAUCAAGUCGUCUGCCAUCACGAACCACCAUCAGUCACGCAAGAUGUCGUCCACCGCCGCGAAGAUUAACGAUAUUAAGUCCAGACUACGAUCGUCGAUGGAUAGCUUGGAUGAUCCGCAGACGGAUCCUUUAGUCACCUUCCCGGAUUCAGAAACCGACGACGAGCUGUCCAGCAUGGCGUCCUCCCUAAAACCGCUCGGUGCGAACGGUGGCAGCGGGAUCCUCGUACCGAACGGUCAUCACCACCAGGCACUCAUGAACGGCUGCUCCGGAACCGUCGAUACGGUCAAGUUCGAGCAGAAAAAGAUGACCUCCGAGUCGAAGACGAAGGUGGUGACGGAUGGGUUCAGCAGCGAGCAGGCCACCCUAAAGUCCGCCGAGUCGAAGAUGCUGCACGCGGGCGAUCUACAGUACCAGGAGCAGGCCGCUCUCGCCGCCAUGAGCAGCCGGAUGGAGGUGGACGGUGUGACGGCGGAGGAAAAGGGCGCCAUACUGAAGGAAGCCCGCUCGGUCAAGAUGGGUGACUUUCAGCAGGCGGAGGCAAACAACAUCGCGGCCCACAGUCGGAAGGUGCAUAGUGACCAUUUCAGUGCGGAAAACAAGGCAAUCUCGCAGGCGCAACAAAAGCAAACCGUAUCCUCGAGCGGCAUCUUUAACCAAGAGAAGCACAUCUCCUCGACGACGCAGUCCACCUUCACGAUGUCAAACACCAGCACGAUCAGCUCGUCGUCGCAGAUGAGCACACUUUCGUCCUCAUCCGCCAUGAACGGGCUGAUGGGCACGGAUUUCCUUUCGUUCGAGGACCUGGAGCGAUUGGGCAACACACCCGAGGAGAUCGACGGCACGAUCGUGAAGUACUCGAAGCAUCUGGCGAAUUACGUGCAGAACUUGCAGCAGACGGAGCAGCUGAAAAAAGCACCGACGCUGUUGAACCACAUGAACGAGAUCAUACGCCGAGCUUGGGCUGUUCCAACGCACGGUCACGAGCUUGGUGCGAGCCUUUGUGACACCUUACGGAACACGGGCGGGCUCGAUAUUCUGAUGCGUAACUGCGUCGACAAGGACUCGGAGGUGCAGUUUUCCUCAGCGCGGUUGCUUGAGCAGUGUCUCACGACGGAAAACCGCACGCACGUGGUCAAGAACGGACUGGACAAGGUGGUUAAUGUGGCGUGCGUUUGCACGCGUAAUAAUGCGACGGAUCACUCACGCGUUGGUACCGGCAUCCUGGAGCACCUGUUCAAGCACAGCGAGGACACCUGCUCGAAUGUGAUCCGUUUGGGUGGCCUCGAUGCGGUUUUGUUCGAGUGCCGUAAAAACGACGUCGAAACGCUGCGGCACUGUGCCGGCGCACUGGCAAAUCUGUCCCUGUACGGUGGAUCCGAGAACCAAGAGGCGAUGAUAAACCGCAAGGUACCGUCCUGGUUGUUCCCGCUCGCCUUCCACAACGAUCAGAACAUCAAGUACUACGCGUGCCUGGCCAUCGUGGUGCUGGUAGCGAACAAGGAAAUCGAAGCGGAAGUGAUCAAAUCGGGCACACUCAAUCUGGUCGAACCGUUCGUGACGACGCACAAUCCUUCGGAGUUCGCAAAGUCGAACCUAGCGCAUGCUCACGGCCAAAGCAAGCACUGGUUGCAGCGGCUGGUCCCAGUGUUGAGCUCAAAGCGUGAAGAAGCCCGCAAUCUGGCUGCGUUCCACUUCUGCAUGGAGGCGGGCAUCAAAAAGGAGCAGGGCAAUACGAACAUCUUCAAGGAGAUUGGUGCCAUCGAGCCUUUGAUCCGUGUGGCCAGCUCACCGAACGCGAUCGCGUCAAAGUUCGCUGCUCAAGCACUGCGACUCAUCGGCGAAGAGGUGCCACACAAGCUGUCCCAACAGGUGCCACUGUGGUCGACGGAGGACGUCCGAGAGUGGGUGAAGCAGAUUGGGUUCAACGAGUACGAGCAGAACUUCUACGACUCGAAGGUGGACGGGGAUCUGCUCCUGCAGCUUCAGGAGGAUAAUCUGCGAGAUGACAUUGGUAUGACGAACGGCAUCCAGCGGAUACGGUUUUACCGGGAGUUGCAAAAUCUCAAGAAGAUGGCCGAUUACAGCUCGCGCGACUCGGACGGACUGUACGUGUUCCUCAGCCGGAUUGGGCCCGAGUACACCGUGUACACGUACGCGAUGUUGAACGCUGGGGUCGACAUUGAAUCGUUGAGCGUGCUGGACGAGGACCAGCUUACGGUGACGUGCGGGAUUAAGAAUGCCAUCCAUCGGGCACGUAUCCUUAACGUGGUGAAGAUGAGUGACAUGAUUCCGUCGUUCCGCUCGGAGCAGAGCACUGAGAAGAGUCUGGAUGUGUUUGUUAGUUACCGUCGCAGCAACGGAUCGCAGUUGGCGAGUCUGUUGAAGGUCCAUCUCGAGCUGCGUGGUUUUUCCGUGUUCAUUGACGUUGAGCGGCUGGAAGCGGGCAAGUUUGACAACAAUCUGCUGCAGAGUAUUCAGCAUGCGAAGCAUUUCCUACUCGUACUCACGCCGGAUGCACUCGAUCGGUGCGUUGAUGAUGCUGAAUGCAAGGACUGGGUGCAUAGGGAAAUCGUAGCAGCACUGACCUCCGGUUGCAACAUCAUUCCCAUCAUCGACAACUUCCAAUGGCCGGAACCGGAGAAGCUACCGGAAGAUAUGCGCGGUGUGUGCCACUUCAAUGGCGUGCGCUGGAUUCACGACUAUCAGGACGCCUGUGUGGACAAACUAGAAAGGUUCAUGCGAACGGAAGCAAACACUCGAAGUGGUCUCAUGGAUCAGUCACGUAACCUUCUGAACCGAGCCCCGGGCGACGCAACGCCUUCCUCAGCGAUCUACCAGCGCAUGCACAGCAACGAUUCCGGCAAGAGCAGUGACAAGGAAAACUGUCGUAACCUCGAAUGACUAGAUGCCCCUUCGGUUGCCAACCCAUCGCAAGCCUCGCUGGGCUCGAGCGGAUCCUUAAACGCCACCACUCCAACGCCCACCAGUUCGACAGCGAAUCCACAUCCACGGUUCUACUCCUCGCUGGCGCAGAUG
This is a messenger RNA of Anopheles nili, 3942 nucleotides long. RefSeq names its product NAD(+) hydrolase sarm1 (gene Sarm). The coding region runs from base 1 to 3807 and encodes 1268 amino acids. Gene Ontology annotation, cellular component: dendrite. Gene Ontology annotation, molecular function: protein binding; signaling adaptor activity; NAD+ nucleosidase activity. Gene Ontology annotation, biological process: negative regulation of MyD88-independent toll-like receptor signaling pathway; response to axon injury; signal transduction. The record is from RefSeq and is a predicted model, not a curated record. Lineage: Eukaryota; Metazoa; Arthropoda; Insecta; Diptera; Culicidae. The transcript is spliced from 9 exons.